Molecule: messenger RNA, 1116 nt
Organism: Dendronephthya gigantea
Lineage: Eukaryota; Metazoa; Cnidaria; Anthozoa; Malacalcyonacea; Nephtheidae
Product: E-selectin-like
Exons: 6
Coding region: 95-946 (283 amino acids)
Molecular function (GO): calcium ion binding
Source: RefSeq, a predicted model, not a curated record
AAUAUAAAUAUGGGCAAAAUUUGCUUUAUUUGCCAUUCAAUCCUGAAACGUUUGAAUACGCUGAGGUUUCUUACCACUUUCAGAAGUUCUCGCAAUGAAAUCUUGUGGAGUGAUUUUGGUUGCUUUGAUAUUGGUGUUCAUGAAGACGCCAGUCCACAGCGCUGUUAGCAGAUGUCCGCAAAGCACGUGGCGUUUUGGAAGUACCUGUUAUAGCUUUCAAACGAGCAAAAAAACAUGGGUAGAAGCCAACAAAUCCUGCAAAAUAUUGGGCGGACAACUAGCCACAAUAGAUAGAUAUUCUCUCAACCAAUUCCUCUUCAAUCAUUGGCAAAAAAAACGCGUUUGGAUUGGUAUAAAGAAAUCAAAUUCCAAAUGGUGUUAUCCUGAUGGCAAACCUUCACCUUAUUUGCGGUGGAACACUGGCGAACCCAACAAUGUCGGUGGGAACGAAGAUUGUGUUGAAAUGUGGGAAAAUGGUCACUGGAAUGACGCCCCGUGUACAUUGGCAAGGCCUUUCAUCUGUGAAAUACCUGCAGCUGACAUUGACGAAUGUGCAUUGGGAACUGCCAAUUGUCAUUAUGAUGCAACAUGCGUUAAUACACUCUACUCGUAUACCUGUACUUGUAAUACAGGAUAUACAGGAAAUGGCACGGUGUGCAGUGAUGUCAACGAGUGUACGAGUUCAGCAAAUAGUUGCCAUUCUGUCGCAAACUGUCUUAAUACCGACGGAUCGUACACCUGCACCUGUCCAGUUGGUUAUAUCGGGGAUGGGAAGAAUUGUAAUCAAAUUCAACUUUCCUACGCCCACAAUAAGAUUCUCGAAGAGUUGAAAAAGCAUGAUCGAGCUGUUGACAAAAGGUUGUCCAGCAUGGAGCACUUUUUUCAAAGAUUUUUGGGCCGAAGACCAAUGGUAGACCAAGAAAAACCGAUAACAUCAGGACCAUGAGGAACAGGCUUUGAGUAUAGUUGGAUCUCUUUUUCCUAAAACACAGUUACUGCAACUGAUGGACUAUGAAAUUACUAGAUGAUUUUUUUUCAGAUGAUUGACAUAGAUGAAUAUAGCUACUUAGAAAAUGUUAUAAAGAUAAUUUUCAAUUUUAAUUAAAAAGAAAGGAA